UCGCCAGCGACAGAGUGAAACAAACAUGGCGACAGAAUGGAGCGGGCAGCAAGGCUACGUUCUAACUCUAAUCGUUUUCCUUUGGAGUGCAGUCGAGGGACGCACCGAAACGGCCACGUCGAGUGUCAGCAACAGCGGGACCCAGGUGCUCGGUAUGCGGCUGGAGAGGAGCGACAAACCGGCUACGACCACUGACGACGGGGUCAUACAGGUAACGGAGGAGAGCACAGUGCAGCUCCGGUUCUACGGUGUGCAGCUCAACUCGGGCACCUGGGCGCAGAUCCGCUUCACGGAACGAGGGGAUGGGAGCGAUGAGGGGGGGGACAAUAACAUUAUUGACGACACACCUAACAGGACUUGUGUUGAUUUCACCAAAGACUUCAGCAUCGCGACCUACAUGAACAUCAGUAGCCGGGGGACCACAGGGAUACUCAGCAUAAACAUUAAACCCCUUCGAAAGAGCGAGCCGCACAAGGAAUAUGGGUUGUGCACCAAGAGUUUGGCCAAUGGCAGGUGGGCUCUGCUCGGGGAUAGCGACGGGAGACUCCGGGUGGUAGAGGGGGAGAAAACUCUCCUCCCCCUGUGGUUCCAGAUCAUCCUUAUCUGUUGUCUGUUGGUGCUGUCUGGCAUGUUCAGCGGGCUGAACCUGGGGCUCAUGGCUCUGGACCCCAUGGAGCUCCGUAUAGUCCAGAGUUGUGGUUCAGAGAAGGAAAAAAAAUAUGCCCGCAAAAUUGAGCCCAUCCGCAGUAAGGGGAACUACCUUCUCUGCUCGCUGCUGCUUGGCAAUGUCCUGGUCAACACCACACUCACCAUCCUCCUGGAUGACUUAAUAGGCUCUGGGCUGGGCGCCGUGGUCGCCUCCACAGUGGGUAUCGUGAUUUUCGGCGAGAUUGUCCCUCAGGCGCUGUGCUCUCGCCAUGGGCUGGCGGUGGGUGCCAACACCAUCCAGGUGACCAAGUUCUUCAUGUUGCUCACCUUCCCCCUCUCCUUCCCCGUCAGCAAGCUCCUAGACGUGCUCCUAGGCCAGGAGAUUGGCACUGUGUAUAACCGCGAGAAGCUGGUGGAGAUGCUCAGGGUGACAGAACCGUACAACGACCUGGUCAAAGAGGAGCUCAACAUGAUUCAAGGAGCUCUGGAACUCCGGAGUAAGACGGUUGAGAGCGUGAUGACUCCGUUGGCACACUGUUUCAUGAUCCAGAAUGAUGCGGUCCUCGACUUCAACACCAUGUCAGAGAUCAUGGAGAGCGGCUACACGCGUAUCCCCGUGUUUGACGACGAGCGCUCCAACAUCGUGGACAUCCUGUACGUGAAGGACCUGGCGUUCGUGGACCCUGAUGACUGCACCACCCUGAAGACCAUCACUAAGUUCUACAACCACCCGGUCCACUUUGUGUUCCACGACACUCGACUGGACUCCAUGCUGGAGGAGUUCAAGAAAGGUAAAUCCCACCUGGCCAUCGUUCAGAAGGUGAACAACGAGGGGGAGGGGGAUCCCUUCUACGAGGUGCUGGGAUUGGUCACCUUGGAGGACGUAAUCGAGGAGAUCAUCAAAUCAGAGAUCCUGGAUGAGUCCGACCUUUAUACUGACAAUAGGAACAGAAAGAAGGUGGACCCUAACAAGAGAACGCGUGACUUCUCUGCUUUUAAACACACGGAGAACGAGUGCAAGGUGAAGAUCUCUCCCCAGUUGAUGCUGGCUGCGCAUCGCUUCCUGGCUACAGAGGUGAGUCUGUUCAGUCCCUGUCAGGUCACUGAGAAGGUGUUACUGAGGAUCCUGAGGCACCCUGAUGUCAUCCAGGAGAUCAAAUUCAAUGACGGCGACAAGCGAUCCGCUCUACAUUACAUCUACCAGAGAGGCAAACCUGUCGACUACUUCAUACUCAUACUGCAGGGGCGAGUGGAGGUGGAGGCUGGAAACGAGAACAUGAAGUUUGAGACAGGACCCUUCUCCUACUAUGGAGUCAUGGCUCUUAGCUCACCAUCACUGGUCAGCAGGACAGGACAGGGCAGAGCAGAGCAGCCUGGGACAACGUCACUCAGUUGACAGGCCCUGUUCCAAUAAGGUAAGGGUUAAGAUGAAGUUACAUGCAUAUUAUGCGUCUUUCCUUUCUUCCUUUCUUUCCUUCCUUCCUUGGUCUCUUCCUUGGAAUACUCACUGAUCUGGUUUCCUCAGUACUGCUUUCACCAGUGACAUGGAAGGAAGGAAGGAAGGAAGGAAGGAAGGAAGGAAGGAUGGAGGGAAAGAAAGAAGGAAGGAAGGAAACAUUAUCGUCAGAUAAUUUCUUCAGACCUGUGGCAGAGCUGGACUCUACAGUACCGACUGAGGAAGAGGAGGAAUAGAGGAGGAAGGAAGAAACUUGCUGGAUGGGGCUCUAGGUGGAGCCACUCUGCUCCACGGCACUACUUCUGAUAUCUGACCUCUAACCCCUACUAGUUGCCCUAACCACUGGUCCAGGGUCAGAUGUUUCCUUAUUACCGCAUUGGUUACAUUUUGGGUAAUCUGAUACUAGGUCUGUGGUUAAAGGCAUCUUCUACUGUAUCUUGUGCGACUACCUGAUCCUGUCACUAGCAUAGAAUUAGAGUUCUAUGGUCACUACUCACUCACUUCACAGAAAUCACCAAACUACUUCUGACCCACUCACUACUUCCUGUACCAUAUAGUUCCCUAACCCCUUCCCCUAGGCACUAGAUCUGAAAAGAGCAUAGGCAAUAGGAUGACAGUUCAACCCAGCCUACCAAAAGACACGGUGAUACUAUUACCAAUUUGUCAAUAUCUAUCCAAUGUUUUUAGAUGUGUGCCUAGAAGGAACGAGCUAGGGGUCAAAAUUGGAACAGGGCAUGCAUCACUCACUACACACUCCUUAACCCCAACUUACCCAACCACAAGCACUCAUACACAGUUACGACCCCCCAAUUCCCCCCAUGCCAAUCAGAGCCUCAUUUGCAUGGCAUGCCUGGCGAGCCAAUCUCUGAGCCACGGUGAACGCUCAGGAACACCAAAACGCCCACAGGUGACUUGGUUAAGCAUAGAACCAUCGUUGAUUGGUUGCCAUAAUGCCAUUUCUCCUGAUCCUGGCUGUUGAUUGGUCCCCAUCACCCCCUAUCCUUGAUGUGAUAUGGGGAAGCCUGGCACCUGAUAAAAUCCCUCCCUCCCAGCAUAUAAUCAUAAUUUAACCCCACCCUCCUCUGUAAUCACCAAUCAUACUCAACCUUCAUCUUUGGGUGUGCAUACGUUUGUGUUGCUGUGUUGUGCAUAUACCUGUUGCUCUCUGUGAUGCUGUGUGUAUACAUUUGCAUCGCUGUGUGUACAAUGCCGUGAAAACUAUUUGCCCCCUUUCAAACAUUCUCGAUUUUAACAUAUUUUUAUCAGAUCUACAACCAAAACCUCAUUUUAGAUAAAGGGAACCUGAGUGAACAAAUAACACAACAUGGUGAUACUUGUUUAACUUAUGCGACACCCAAUGCCGCUGUGUGAAAAGUUGUUGUACCCUUACACUCAGUGAACUGGUUGUGCCAUCUUUAUCUACAAUGGCUGCAACCAAACGCUUCCUGAAGUUGUUGUACCCUUACACUCAGUGAACUGGUUGUGCCAUCUUUAUCUACAAUGGCUGCAACCAAACGCUUCCUGAAGUUGUUGUACCCUUACACUCAGUGAACUGGUUGUGCCAUCUUUAUCUACAAUGGCUGCAACCAAACGCUUCCUGAAGUUGUUGUACCCUUACACUCAGUGAACUGGUUGUGCCAUCUUUAUCUACAAUGGCUGCAACCAAACGCUUCCUGAAGUUGUUGUACCCUUACACUCAGUGAACUGGUUGUGCCAUCUUUAUCUACAAUGGCUGCAACCAAACGCUUCCUGAAGUUGUUGUACCCUUACACUCAGUGAACUGGUUGUGCCAUCUUUAUCUACAAUGGCUGCAACCAAACGCUUCCUGAAGUUGUUGUACCCUUACACUCAGUGAACUGGUUGUGCCAUCUUUAUCUACAAUGGCUGCAACCAAACGCUUCCUGAAGUUGUUGUACCCUUACACUCAGUGAACUGGUUGUGCCAUCUUUAUCUACAAUGGCUGCAACCAAACGCUUCCUGAAGUUGUUGUACCCUUACACUCAGUGAACUGGUUGUGCCAUCUUUAUCUACAAUGGCUGCAACCAAACGCUUCCUGAAGUUGUUGUACCCUUACACUCAGUGAACUGGUUGUGCCAUCUUUAUCUACAAUGGCUGCAACCAAACGCUUCCUGAAGUUGUUGUACCCUUACACUCAGUGAACUGGUUGUGCCAUCUUUAUCUACAAUGGCUGCAACCAAACGCUUCCUGAAGUUGCCGAUCAGUCUCACGCCUCCAGUACCAGUCAAAAGUUUGGACACGCAUGCAUUCGAGGUGUCUACCUCAUGAAGCUAGUUGAGAGAAUGCCAAGAGUGUGCAAAGGGUCUGUACCCGGCUCGGUCUGGACUUUGACUAGUUCAUUCCAAAACAGAACAAAAUAUUCAGCCAUUCUGAUGCAGACUUGCGUGUGUGAUUUUGAUCGUUGUCUUGCUGUACUUUCACUUCAAACCAUGCACCUAGUGCCUGAGAUUCUCCCUCUGUAAGAUGGAGCAACUGCUUUUCACACAGGGGCGUUGGGUGUUGCAUAACUUGGUUUCUGAAAUAAAAGUAUCAAAAUGUUAUUUGUCCACGUUUUCAUGGCACUGUAGGUGUGACGGCACGUGUUGCAUGUUCACUAACCGCCAGUAUCCAUCUAGUGAUCCAAACCAUGCUGUAGUGUUUUUCAUUAACUUAAUGUCUCUGUCGUUGCUGCCAGCCGUGCCAAAUACUGUUUAUGUUGCUCUGGCUGCUCUCACUAUAAUCAUAUCCUCCUACUGUCUACCCCAUCAAUGGACAAUCUCAUUCUCUUUUCAUGUUAUUUGCUUUAAUUCACUGUUCUGUGUGCGCCUGAAUGUGCAUGUGUGUGUUUAUGUACUGUGUGUGCCCGUGGGAAUGUGCGUGUUUGUGUACUUCGUGUGUGUGGGUUAUCUCCAGCUCACCCUGUCUCUCCCUCUCCGUAUCUCAGAGUUCCGUUCUCCUACUCACGCGAGCGGUCUGAACCGCUCUGCGUCGCUAAGCUGCACUGAGCGUGGCGCUUCCGGAGAAUGCGGCUCAGUAACUGCUAGCAACACGCAGCUCACCGCCUGCCAGUACACACCAGACUUCU
Messenger RNA from Oncorhynchus mykiss (rainbow trout), 5186 nucleotides. NCBI's taxonomy places the organism in Eukaryota, Metazoa, Chordata, Actinopteri, Salmoniformes, Salmonidae. The record is from RefSeq and is a predicted model, not a curated record.